Molecule: messenger RNA, 240 nt
Organism: Rangifer tarandus platyrhynchus (Svalbard reindeer)
Lineage: Eukaryota; Metazoa; Chordata; Mammalia; Artiodactyla; Cervidae
Source: the annotation of a GenBank genome assembly
AUGGCAGCCCCGUCUAUGAAAGAAAGGCAGGCUUGCUGGGGAGCCCGCGAUGAAUACUGGAAGUGUUUAGAUGAGAACACGGAGGACGCUUCUAAGUGCAAGAAGUUAAGAAGCUCAUUUGAAUCAAGUUGUCCCCAACAGUGGAUAAAAUAUUUUGAUAAAAGAAGAGACUACUUAAAAUUUAAAGAAAAAUUUGAAGCAGGAGAUUUCCAGCCUUCGAAAAUGACUGCAAAGUCCUAG